Messenger RNA from Ciona intestinalis (vase tunicate), 1599 nucleotides. The record is from RefSeq and is a predicted model, not a curated record. Lineage: Eukaryota; Metazoa; Chordata; Ascidiacea; Phlebobranchia; Cionidae.
UCUCAAAGAAAAAUGCGUUUAUGAUAAAACGCAGCACACCAAAUGAAGGCAGAUUGUUUCUUGACAUGGACCAACUACAUGAGGAUCAACCAAGCUACUCUGUAUAUGGUUGUAAGUUCUGUGCCAAUUUCUAUGGAAGCCAAUUAUCAUUGAAGGAUCACGUGUUGGAGGACCAUGGUUUAUAUUUGUGCGUAUUAUCAAGUUGUCGUAGCGCGUUUGGUACAAAGGAAUUGUUAAGCAAGCAUGAACAAAUAGCUCAUGUCAAUGUCGAUCAAGUUUGUGAAACUGUCAUAAUAUCUGAUGAUGAGAAUGAAGAGUUUGUUGACAAGUGGUUGGUUAGGAAGGUGUGGGAAUCUAAUGACAAAGUAGCUCAAUCGGUGAUUUGGAAAGGCAGAGAGAAACUUGUACAGGCAACUCAUGAGGGAUUACAGGAUCCAGAAACCCUCAAUAUUAUAUGUUCGGAAAUCAAAGCCUAUGCUACAAGAUGUUGUACUCGCAAGACAAGCACUGGCGAUUCUUACAAACAAUGCCCCGUUCUUAAUUGUAAUGUGCUAGGUGGCGGUCAAGAGCUGUAUCAUCAUUUCAUGACUCAGCACAAAUUAAUUAAGAUAUUUGAUUGGACGAAACGACGAAUGAAAAACUUGUUAAAACAGCGAGAUAUGAACAAAGAAAAGAAAUUAAAACAAAUCUCGAUGGUUGCCAAUGGAGAUCAAACAAACAUUAACAAGGUUUAUGAUGUCAUAAAAAAUAAUGAACCAAUUGUGACUCAACAAUCAAACACUGCUUGUGGUAACAGUGUUUGGGUGGGCGAAAAAAGUAAUGAUGUCACGCAAAAUACUGAUGAGGUCAUGCAUAAUAAUGCCGAUGUCAUUCAACAUUGUGAUGUCAUAAUCGAAGAAAGCGCUGAGGUCAUAAUUGAAGAAACUGCUGACAAUGACAUCGUUGUACAAAGUGUUUGUAAAAAAAAUGCUGGUGUCAUUCACAAAACUGCUGAUGUCAUUCACAAAAAUGCUGAUGUCAUUCAAAAAACUGCCGAGGUCAUUCAAAAAACUGCCGAGGUCAUUCACAAAAAUGCUGAUGUCGUUCAAAAAACUGCUGAUGUCGUUGCGGUUUGCAGAAGUGAAGUUAAAACAACAACAGAUACCGAAGAUAGUUUUCAAUCAAAGGCAACACUGUCGCAAAUCUUGUUGCGCAACACUGAAAAUGAAGGACCACCCACAUCUACCGAAGAUAUUGUCGCAUCAGAAGUUUCCAAUGAAAAGGUGGCGACUUUAAAAUGUUCCGUUUACAUUAACCAGAAUGAACAUGAACUGGCAAAUGCCCAUCUUCAGCAGCUAGUUCGAAUGAAGCAUCAUAACGCUACAGAUUGGAGAUUAGCGAAGUUACCACAUUCACCCCAACGUGAAGGACCUUGUGUUGUCAUUGAAAAACUUUGUCUUUCGUAAUUUGUGACGUUGCCACAGUAUCAUGUUUGGGCCAACUUUUUGUUUUUCGUGCUUUAUUUUCAAUUUUACGGUAGCUUGAUUUUGUGAUUUUAUUCUGCGCUUGGUUUUGUAAAUAACUUUCUCUGAAAAUACAAGCGAUGAUGAUGAUUGGAAA